ACGCAUCACGCAGCACCUUCCUGCCCCUUUCCUAAUACCGUACAAGUUACCUUAAACAAACGGAGAGACGACCGUCACGACCCCGUCAUCUGACUCUCUCUCUCUCUCUCUAGUCUCUAUCUCCCCUUCCCCACCUAUAUUUUCUCCGCCAGACCUUCGCUUCAACGGAACCCCCGAAAUCUCUCCCCAUUCUUCUUCUUCUACUUCUUCUUCUUCAAUUCCCCUUUUUCACUCGUAUAAAACCCAAUUACUGAGUCAAAAUACAACUUACGGUCGAAGGAAAGGGCGACGGCAUGAGCUUUGAAGAUCUUGAAUCGGGCCGCCCUUUGACUUUCAAUGGACGGCAACACCGUCAGGACCCGUCACAGGCUGUGGCCGCCGGCGUGUUUCAGAUCAACACCGCCGUCAACUCUUACCAACGCCUUGUUAAUUCCCUCGGUACCCCCAAGGACACCUUCGAACUCCGUCAAAAGCUGCAUAAGACCAGGCAACAUAUAGGACAACUGGUGAAAGAGACGUCGGCUAAGCUUAAGCAAGCUAGUGAAACAGAUCAUCACACUGAUGUCAGCGCCACCAAGAAGAUUGCUGAUGCUAAGCUCGCAAAAGAUUUCCAGUCAGUUCUGAGAGAAUUUCAGAAAGCUCAACGGCUUGCAGCUGAGAGGGAGACGGCGUAUGCUCCUUUCGUUCCUAAGGAAGUUGUUUCGUCCAGCAGCAGCGACGUCACUGAACUGGAGAUGGAUUCAACGAAGAGCCAACAGUUCGCUCUUCUCACAGAAUCUAGAAGACAGGAGGUUGUCAUGUUGAAGAAUGAGGUUGUUUUCAAUGAAGCCAUUAUCGAAGAAAGAGAACAAGGGAUACUAGAAAUUCAGCAGCAGAUUGGUGAGGUGAAUGAUAUUUUUAAGGAUCUGGCUGUGCUGGUUCACGAGCAAGGAGUUAUGAUUGAUGACAUUAGCUCGAACAUUGAGAGUUCUCAUGGUGGAAUUGCACAAGCUACUUCCCAAUUGGCAAAAGCAUCCCGGAUCCAAAGAUCCAAUUCAUCUUUGACCUGUCUCCUGUUACUGAUCUUUGGGAUCAUUCUGAUUAUUGUGAUCAUAGUUGUGGUAGCAUGACCAGCAAUAUUGGUCCGUCAAUUUGUUUGGGGAGGCUACUACCAAAAUGCAACCUGACUCGAGUUGGUCACAUCUCGUCCGACCACCAAGCAUUUUGAGGUUAUUCCUCACCUACUAAAAUACGUGUGAAGUUGAUCACCAAUGUACAGUCUUUUUCGCAUGUGGGACGGCCCACCUCUUACUACGAGGCUUUGUUACAAACGGAUAAUGUAAACCACAUCCUUGCCAUAUUCUCAACCGAUGCGAAUUCAAUGAAUAUGUAAUUCUUUCUUAUUCUUUA
Rhododendron vialii is the source of this 1389-nucleotide messenger RNA. RefSeq names its product syntaxin-22-like. The transcript is spliced from 7 exons. Gene Ontology annotation, cellular component: endomembrane system; SNARE complex; membrane. Gene Ontology annotation, molecular function: SNAP receptor activity; SNARE binding. NCBI's taxonomy places the organism in Eukaryota, Viridiplantae, Streptophyta, Magnoliopsida, Ericales, Ericaceae. Gene Ontology annotation, biological process: vesicle fusion; intracellular protein transport; vesicle-mediated transport. The record is from RefSeq and is a predicted model, not a curated record. The coding region runs from base 294 to 1109 and encodes 271 amino acids.